CAUUUGAGUUUUGAAAAUUAAACAGGCGGUGUGCUCUCUAGUUUCAUUAGGACUCGCGCGGCUGCCGCUUGGGGAAGCACACGUUUGGUUCAUCUAUCUCAUUUUCAUAUGCUGACACUAAUAGAAAUAGUUUUAUGUGAUUAAAUAUUUCAUAGGGGCGAAGAUGGAAAAAGUUGCUACACAUGCAAAUGUGAUUGUCCCUGAAGUUCUUAGAGGAGGUAACUACAAAAGCCAGUUGCCUGCUGGAGGAAAUAUGAGUAGCGACUGGAUGAAAAAAAAUGCAUUAGCUCUUCAUGCCAUUAUGAUUUCAUGUGGAGAAGAAAUCUUCAAUAAAAUAAAGGAGAAGGAUUCUGCUAAAGAUGUUUGGGAUGCAUUGGCUGACAUGCACAAGCCCCCAGUUGCCCAUAAGGAAAUUGUUGAGCACCCCCCACAAAGGCAAACAGGGCCUGGAAAUCUUGUAAGUUCGGAAUAUGAGAUCUUAACUAAAGCCAUUUCCAGUGGAGCGCUGUCGAAAGUAAAGAAGUUCUUUAGAGAAAAUUCGAAUGCAAAAUCUGCAAGAAUAUCUGAAAAUGGGUACACAGCUCUUCAUUUUGCAGUUUAUAAUGGGCAGAAAGAAAUUGUUGAUUAUUUGACCAAGUACAAGUGGUCAAAAGAAGACUUGGAAACACAAGAUGAUUCUGCAAAAGAAGACUUGGAAACACAAUAUGAUUCUGCAAAUAAAGACUUGGAAACACAAGAUGAUUCUGGGAGCACGGCUCUUUCCAUUGCUGCUCGUUACGGAAUCCGGAAAUCAAUUGCAAAAAAAUUAGUUAGAAAGAACAAAAAUUUGCUUAUCAUCCUGUAAAGUGAGGCGGAAGUGGAGGGUGCAAAACCAAAAUUACAGAGCUGCGCACCCUUAGCAGCAAAUAUAUAUAAGGUCAUAUAAAAUGUAGAG
This is a messenger RNA of Rubroshorea leprosula, 934 nucleotides long. NCBI's taxonomy places the organism in Eukaryota, Viridiplantae, Streptophyta, Magnoliopsida, Malvales, Dipterocarpaceae. The record is from the annotation of a GenBank genome assembly.